AUGUCAACAUCGGAAAGACCACUUGUGCCCACGAAAAGAACCGCCAUUCAUCGACAACAGCCACUUUCCUCCGUUACAGAACUACCGGUAACAACAAAUUCGAGCUCAAGUUCAGGGUCAUUAUCAUCAUCAACACAUCCAACAACAAUUCAAAAGCCUCUCAGCAAUUUUAUCGAUGUUAUCGUUGCUGCUUUUACCGCAUUACUGUUAGCAUGGCGCCUACUUCUUUCAAAUGGAGAGGAUAAAAAGGAUGAGAUACCGGUAGGCCUGAAUUGGAAGGAUGACGAUUCAUCAAUAAAAGAUAUUGAUGGUAUAAACGGUGAUGCAACUUCUGCUACCAAAUCAAUUGCUUCUACUGCCAUGGAAUCACCAUCAGCUGAAUCGCUUAAGGCAUUGCUAUCGACAGAUAGCAUUUCAGACGAUCGACUUGGCCUCACUGCUACUACUGCACGUCAGCAACACUUCCUAAUAGAAUCUCCACAAUGCUCGAUUCAGCAAAAUACUGAAUAUUUCCUACGUUAUGGUAAUAAUGCGUAUAAUACGGAACGUUACCUUCUUGCUAUACCGGAACUUGAAGAAGAGAACGACGAAUUGUGCGGUAGUCAGUGGAGUGUUUCAUCGUCAUCAUCGCUACGUGCUCCAACUGCUAUACUUAAUACAUCGUUUGGCGCAGGAACUGAUAUCCGAUCAGUAUCAUCAAAUUCUGAUCAGCCUAUUUCAUUCAAUACUACUGCUACUACUGAUCAUGCCCCUGAUCUGAUUAAUUGCUACCAACCUUCAAAUUCAUCGUUGGUUAAUCUCAACCAAAAUCCUAAUCCUAAAUUCUGUUCAAAUCAGGCCAUUUUUGCUAAUUCAUCAUCACAUUCAACAAUUUUACAUCGGCCAACAUCUAAGCCUGUGUUAACGGUACCACAUCCUACAAUAUCACCACCACCACCACCAUUUUCAUCGCGAAAACCUUUGUUGCCACCAAAACUACCGCACUCAAAAGAAUUUUGGAACGAUACUUUUCCAUCUUCACCACCACUAUCAUCAACAGAUAAAAAAGUAGUCGCAACGACCACAGCUGGACAUCUAACAUUUGAUAUUCCAGGUGAAUAUAUUUUCGUAGAAGAUUGA
This is a messenger RNA of Acanthocheilonema viteae, 1119 nucleotides long. The record is from the annotation of a GenBank genome assembly. Lineage: Eukaryota; Metazoa; Nematoda; Chromadorea; Rhabditida; Onchocercidae.